This is a messenger RNA of Peromyscus eremicus (cactus mouse), 6712 nucleotides long. It is a transcript of the gene Abca7, whose product is annotated as ATP binding cassette subfamily A member 7. The transcript has 47 exons. Gene Ontology annotation, cellular component: intracellular membrane-bounded organelle; membrane. Gene Ontology annotation, biological process: transmembrane transport; lipid transport. The record is from RefSeq and is a predicted model, not a curated record. Lineage: Eukaryota; Metazoa; Chordata; Mammalia; Rodentia; Cricetidae. The coding region runs from base 113 to 6604 and encodes 2163 amino acids. Gene Ontology annotation, molecular function: ATP hydrolysis activity; lipid carrier activity; ABC-type transporter activity.
CGAAGGGCGUCGUCCGCAGUGGAGGGGGCUCCUCUUAAAGGGGCCGCGCUCCCCCGCCGAUGCCGGGCGGAGCGACGGUGGACGGAGUCUGGGGGGCUCAGAACGAGUCAUCAUGGCCUUCUGCACACAGCUGAUGCUCCUACUGUGGAAAAACUACACAUAUCGAAGGAGACAACCGAUCCAGCUCCUAGUGGAGUUACUGUGGCCCCUCUUCCUCUUCUUCAUCCUGGUGGCCGUCCGCCACUCCCACCCACCGCUGGAGCACCACGAAUGCCACUUUCCAAACAAGCCUCUACCAUCGGCGGGCACCGUGCCCUGGCUGCAGGGCCUUAUCUGCAAUGUCAACAACUCCUGUUUCCAGCAGCCAACGCCUGGCGAGAAGCCGGGGGUCCUGAGCAACUUUCAGGAUUCCCUGGUCUCCAGACUCCUUGCCGAUGCUCGGGCAGUGCUGGGGGGGCGCAGCACCCAGGAGAUGCUGGCCGCGCUGGGGAAGCUGAUGCCCCUGCUCAGAGCGGCCGGAGGUGGAGCCUGGCCGCAAGAGAGUCAUCCACUGAACAAGCAAGCGUCAGUGACCACUGAGCUCCAGAAGAUCCUGCAAGGGGCGUCCCUGGGGCCUGCGCUUGGUCAAGCCCAGGAUUCCAUGAGGAAGUUCUUGGAUACCACCAGGGACCUUACCCAGGAGCUCCUGACGCUGCCCAGCCUGCUGGAGCUCCGAGCUUUGCUGCGGAGGCCCCGCGGGUCAGCCGGUUCGCUGGAGCUGCUUUCAGAGGCCCUCUGCAGCACCGAGGGGCCCAGCAGCCCAGGGGGCCUCUCCCUCAACUGGUACGAUGCCAGCCAGCUCAACGAGAUCCUGGGGCCGGAGCUGGCCCCUGCCCUGCCCGACAGCAGCCUCAGCCCUGCCUGCUCCCAGUUCAUGGGGGCGCUGGAUGACCAUCCCGUGUCGCGACUGCUCUGGAGGCGCCUGAAACCGUUGAUCCUCGGGAAAAUUCUCUUUGCCCCUGACACAAACUUCACUCGGAAGCUCAUGGCGCAGGUGAACCGCACCUUCGAGGAACUGGCUCUGUUGAGGGACCUACAAGAGGUCUGGGGGGUGCUGGGACCCCAGAUCUUCCACUUCAUGAAUGACAGUGCCAACACGGCCAUGCUUCAGAGACUGCUGGACGUGGAGGGCUCAGGGCACAGGCAGCAGACCCCCAGAGGCCAGAAGCAGCUGGCUGCCGUCCGAGAUUUUCUGGACCCCAGUAGGGGUGGCUACAGCUGGCGGGAGGCCUACGCGGACAUAGGGCGCCUGGCAGGAAUCCUGGGCCAGAUCAUGGAGUGUGUGUCUCUAGACAAGCUGGAGGCUGUGCCCUCCGAGGGAGCUCUUGUGUCCCGUGCCCUGGAGCUGCUGGGUGAGCGCCGCCUCUGGGCGGGCAUCGUCUUCUUGAGCCCUGAGGACCCUCUGGACCCAUCGGAGCUGUGGUCUCCAGCCCUGGGUCCUGGCCACCUGCGAUUCAAGAUCCGAAUGGAUAUCGAUGACGUCACAAGGACCAACAAGAUCAGGGACAAGUUUUGGGACCCGGGGCCAUCUGCAGACCCUUUCAUGGACCUUCGAUAUGUGUGGGGUGGCUUCGUGUACCUGCAGGACCUGCUGGAGCAGGCAGCUGUGCGUGUGCUGAGUGGAGGGGACGCCCGCGCCAGCCUCUAUCUGCAGCAGAUGCCGCACCCCUGCUACGUGGAUGAUGUGUUCCUGCGCGUGCUGAGCCGGUCUCUGCCCCUGUUUCUGACUCUGGCCUGGAUCUAUUCGGUGGCGCUCACCGUGAAGGCCGUGGUGCGGGAGAAAGAGACGAGGCUGCGGGAAACCAUGCGAGCCAUGGGGCUGAGCCGCGCCGUGCUCUGGCUCGGCUGGUUCCUCAGCUGCCUGGGACCCUUCCUGGUGAGCACGGCGCUGCUGGUACUGGUGCUCAAGCUAGGGAACAUCCUUCCUUACAGCCACCCGGCUGUCGUCUUCUUCUUCUUGGUGGCCUUCGCGGUGGCCACCGUGGCUCAGAGUUUUCUGCUCAGCGCCUUCUUCUCCAGGGCCAACCUGGCAGCUGCCUGUGGGGGCCUCGCCUACUUCUCCCUCUACCUGCCCUACGUGCUGUGUGUCGCCUGGCGUGAGCGCCUGCCCCUGGGCGGCCUUGUCGCUGCGAGCCUACUGUCCCCCGUGGCCUUCGGCUUCGGAUGUGAAAGCCUGGCGCUGCUGGAGGAGCAGGGGGAUGGGGCGCAGUGGCACAAUUUGGGCAGGGCCCCUGCGGAGGAUGUCUUCAGCCUGGCGCAGGUGUCCGCCUUCCUGUUGCUGGACGCCGCCAUCUACGGCCUCGCCCUCUGGUACCUGGAGGCCGUCUGCCCAGGCCAAUAUGGGAUCCCUGAGCCAUGGAAUUUCCCCUUUCGGAGGAGCUACUGGUGUGGGCCUGGAUCUCCCCAGAGUUCUGUCUUGGCCCCUGCCCCACAAGAUGCCAAGGUUCUGGUGGAAGAACCACCACCUGGCCUCAUUCCUGGUGUCUCCAUCCGUGGCCUGAAGAAGCAUUUUCGUGGCUGUCCACAGCCAGCCCUCCGAGGACUCAGCCUUGACUUCUACCAAGGCCACAUCACUGCCUUUUUGGGUCACAACGGGGCUGGCAAGACAACUACACUGUCCAUCUUGAGUGGUCUUUUCCCACCCAGCGGUGGCUCGGCCUCCAUCCUGGGCCAUGAUGUGCAAACCGACAUGGCGGCCAUCCGGCCCCACCUGGGCAUCUGCCCACAGUACAAUGUGCUGUUUGACAUGCUGACGGUGGAUGAGCAUGUGUGGUUCUAUGGCCGUUUGAAAGGCGUGAGCGCAGCUGCCGUGAGCUCUGAGCAGGAACGUCUGAUACGGGACGUGGGGCUCGUCCCCAAGCGGGACGCACAGACGCGCCACCUCUCCGGUGGGAUGCAGCGGAAACUGUCUGUGGCCAUUGCCUUUGUGGGUGGCUCUCGGGUAGUCAUCCUGGAUGAGCCCACUGCUGGUGUGGACCCCGCUUCUCGACGUGGCAUUUGGGAAUUGCUCCUGAAGUACAGAGAGGAUCGCACACUGAUCCUCUCCACUCACCACCUGGAUGAGGCGGAGCUCCUGGGAGACCGCGUGGCCAUGGUGGCGCACGGCUCUCUGUGCUGCUGUGGGUCCCCGCUUUUCUUGCGUCGACACUUGGGCUGCGGUUACUACCUGACGCUGGUGAAGAGUCCUCAGGCCCUCAACACCCAGGACUCGGAGGGAGACAGCGGGGACCCCAGACGGAAGCAGAAACCAGGCAGCGAGGGCAACGUGGCGGGGACAACUCCCACCCAAGGAGCCUCGGACGGGAGCGGCCAGGCCCCAGCUCCUGAUGCGGCCCCCAUCACCCCGAGGACACCCCGGAUACUAGACCUAGUGCGGCGCCAUGUUCCUGGAGCUCAGCUGGUGGAGGAGCUGCCCCAUGAGCUGGUGCUGGCACUGCCCUAUGCAGGUGCCCUGGAUGGCAGCUUUGCCAUGGUCUUCCAAGAGCUGGAUCGGCAACUGGAGGCUCUGGGACUCACCGGCUAUGGGAUCUCGGACACCAGCCUGGAGGAGAUCUUCCUAAAGGUGGUGGAGGAUGCACACAGAGAAGGAGGUGACUCCGGACAGCACCUGCACCCCCCCACGGCCACUCUGCAGCCCCACGCGGGGCCAGAGGCGUCAGCCCUGGAGAACGGGGAGCUGGCUAGGUUGAUGCUGGAUCCCCGGGCCCCGCAGGGCUCCACACCCGGCGAUGCAGCUCCCGUGCAAGGCUGGACACUGACCCGCCAACAGCUCCGGGCUCUGCUCCACAAGCGUUUCCUGCUUGCCCGCCGCAGCCGCCGGGGCCUGUUUGCACAGAUUGUGCUGCCUGCUCUCUUCGUGGGCCUGGCCCUGCUCUUCAGCCUCAUCGUCCCUCCGUUCGGCGAGUACCCGCCCCUGCAGCUCAGCCCCGCUAUGUACGGCCCCCAGGUCUCCUUCUUCAGUGAGGACGCCCCUGGGGACCCCAACCGGAUGAAGCUGCUGGAGGCGCUGCUGGGCCAGGCUGGGCUGCAGGACGCAGCUGCCAGAGGAUCCGAGUGCGCACACUCCUUGGCCUGCUACUUCUCGGUCCCCGAGGUCCCUGCAGAUGUGGCCAGCAUCCUGGCCAGUGGUAACUGGACUCCAGAGUCUCCGUCCCCAGCAUGCCAAUGCAGCCAGUCUGGAGCCCGCCGCCUGCUGCCAGACUGCCCGGCCGGAGCUGGGGGUCCACCGCCACCCCAGGCCAUGGCUGGCUUGGGGGAGGUGAUCCAGAAUCUCACUGGCCGAAAUGUGUCUGACUUCCUGGUGAAGACUUACCCCAGCCUGGUGCGCCGGGGCCUGAAGACUAAGAAGUGGGUGGAUGAGGUCAGAUACGGGGGCUUCUCCCUGGGAGGCCGAGACCCAGACCUGCCCUCAGGGCAUGAGGUGGUCCGCACAGUGGCAGAGAUGCGGGCGCUGCUGAGCCCCCAGCCUGGCAAUGCCCUAGACCGUAUCCUGAACAACCUCACUCAGUGGGCCCUUGGCCUUGACGCCCACAACAGCCUUAAGAUCUGGUUCAACAACAAGGGCUGGCAUGCCAUGGUGGCCUUUGUGAACCGAGCCAACAAUGGACUCCUACAUGCCCUCCUGCCGUCUGGCACGGCCCGCCAUGCCCACAGCAUCACUACGCUCAACCACCCUUUGAACCUGACCAAGGAGCAGCUGUCUGAGGCAGCGCUGGUGGCCUCCUCAGUGGAUGUCCUUGUCUCCAUAUGUGUGGUCUUCGCCAUGUCCUUUGUCCCAGCCAGCUUCACCCUGGUCCUCAUCGAGGAACGUGUCACCAGAGCCAAACACCUGCAGCUGGUCAGCGGCCUGCCUCAAACCCUCUACUGGCUCGGCAAUUUUCUCUGGGACAUGUGUAAUUACUUGGUGGCAGUGUGCAUAGUGGUGCUCAUCUUCCUGGCCUUUCAGCAGAGGGCCUACGUGGCGCCGGAGAACCUGCCCGCCCUCUUACUCUUGCUACUGCUGUAUGGCUGGUCCAUCACGCCUCUAAUGUACCCAGCCUCCUUCUUCUUCUCCGUGCCCAGCACGGCCUAUGUGGUACUCACCUGCAUUAACCUCUUCAUUGGCAUCAACAGCAGCAUGGCCACCUUUGUGCUGGAACUGCUUUCAGAUCAGAACUUGCAAGAAGUAAGCCGGAUUCUGAAGCAAGUGUUUCUUAUCUUCCCCCACUUCUGCCUGGGCCGAGGACUUAUCGACAUGGUGCGGAACCAGGCCAUGGCAGAUGCCUUUGAGCGCUUGGGAGACAAACAAUUCCAGUCACCCCUACGCUGGGACAUCGUCGGCAAGAACCUUCUGGCCAUGGUGGCCCAGGGACCCCUGUUCCUGCUCAUCACACUCCUGCUCCAGCACCGCAGUCAACUCCUGCCACAACCCAAACCGGGACCGCUGCCGCCCCUGGAUGAGGAGGAUGAGGAUGUAGCUCGAGAGCGGGAGCGUGUGACCAAGGGGGCCACCAAGGGGGACGUGCUGGUCCUCCGGGACUUGACUAAGGUGUACCGUGGGCAGAAGAGCCCGGCUGUGGAUCGCCUGUGCCUGGGGAUCCCCCCUGGGGAGUGCUUUGGGCUGCUGGGCGUCAAUGGGGCAGGGAAGACGUCCACCUUCCGCAUGGUGACAGGGGACACACUGCCCAGCAGCGGUGAAGCAGUGUUGGCAGGACACAGCGUGGCCCGGGAUCCAGCUGCCGCACACCGCAGCAUGGGCUACUGUCCCCAGUCUGAUGCCAUCUUCGACCUGCUGACGGGCCGGGAACACCUGGAGUUGUUUGCGCGCCUGCGCGGGGUGGCCAAGGCCCAGGUUGCCCAGACAGCGCUCUCGGGCCUGGUGCGCCUGGGCCUUCCCAACUACGCAGACCGACCCGCGGGCACCUACAGCGGAGGGAACAAGCGGAAGCUGGCCACAGCCCUGGCUCUGGUUGGGGACCCAGCAGUGGUCUUUCUGGACGAGCCCACCACAGGCAUGGACCCAAGUGCACGGCGGUUUCUCUGGAACAGCUUGCUGUCGGUGGUGCGCGAGGGCCGCUCCGUGGUGCUCACCUCGCACAGCAUGGAGGAGUGCGAAGCGCUGUGCACGCGCCUGGCCAUCAUGGUGAACGGGCGUUUCCGAUGUCUGGGAAGCGCUCAGCAUCUCAAAGGCAGGUUCGGGGCUGGCCACACACUGACCCUCAGGGUCCCACCGGCUCAGCCCGAACCGGCGAUAACCUUCAUCAUGGCCACCUUCCCGGGUGCUGAGCUCCGGGAGGUGCAUGGCAGCCGCCUGCGAUUCCAGCUGCCACUCGGGGGCAGCUGCACCUUGGCACGCGUGUUCCGCGAGCUGGCCGCGCAAGGCAAGGACCACGGCGUGGAGGACUUCUCCGUUAGCCAGACCACGCUGGAGGAGGUGUUCCUGUAUUUCUCCAAAGACCAAGGGGAAGAGGAGAAGGGCAGCCAGCAGGAGAGUGGAGCCGGGGAGGUUUUCACACCCGGCCUGCAGCACCCUGAACGUGUCAGCCGAUUUCUGGAAGACCCCAGCUCUGUGGAGACAAUGCUCUGAGCACGCCUGCCUUGGGACUGAGUGGUAAAGACCAGGCGGAGGGUCCCUGAGCCACACGCUGGCUCCCGGAGAGCCCAGGGCCCUGGAAGAAAUAAAGAGACAAGAAGA